Molecule: messenger RNA, 1079 nt
Organism: Umbelopsis ramanniana AG
Lineage: Eukaryota; Fungi; Mucoromycota; Umbelopsidomycetes; Umbelopsidales; Umbelopsidaceae
Exons: 6
Coding region: 96-827 (243 amino acids)
Molecular function (GO): hydrolase activity
Source: RefSeq, a predicted model, not a curated record
GCAUGGCGUUUCAUUUUUCCGUUGUAAACAGUAUAAAAGCAAACCUGGCUUUCCGCUUCAUAGUUUUCUCGUUAGCUCACCUUAACUACUAAAUUAUGUCUACCGCUAAAGCUUGCUGCCAAAUUCCUCCUGUUGUUUCCAACUACCAACCUGUUGGAACCGUUGACAACCUUGGCGAUUUGCCUGUCUACACUGUUGGCAACAAGGACUCCAAGAAAGCCAUCAUUGUUAUCAUGGAUAUCUUUGGUUUCCACGUCAACACCAAGCAAUUCUGCGACGUCCUUGCUAACCAUUGUGGAUACAGAGUUGUGUUGCCCGACUGGUUCAGAGGAAAGCCUGCUACCCAUGAUAUGUUGGGCGAUAUGUCCAAACUUACGGCUUGGCUUCAGCAAGUUGGAACCAUUGACAUCAUCAAGCCCCAAGUUGAUCGUGUUAAGGAACAUCUUGUUGCUGACGGUGUUGUCAAGACCGGACUUGUUGGAUUCUGCUGGGGUGCCAAGAUUGCUAUUCAGCUCUCCGCUCAAGAAAGCUACUACAGUGCUGCCUCUCUCAUCCACCCCUCCUUCUUCGUCGUUGAUGACGCCAAGGUUGCUCAGGCUCCUCUUCUCGUUAUUCCCUCCAAGGAUGAGGCUGAUUUGACCGAAUUUAUGGAAAUCUUGAAGCAAAAGCCCUUCGGUGACAAGUGCAAGCACGUCCGUUUCGAUGAUGUUCACCACGGUUUCGCUGCUGCUCGUGGUAACUGGGAGGAAGGCACUGCUGACAAAAAGCGUGCUACUGAAGCCAUCCAACUCACUGCAGACUUCUUUGCUGAAAAUAUCCAAGUGUAAAUGUUUCCCUCUAUAUAAAGUUUAUCAACCCGUCAAGUUACUGUGACGAGCAUUAAGCAUUCGCUUUUCUUUUUCCCUUUUUCGUUAAUUUCCACAAGUAGCACACCAAACAAAUUGUAAACAGGUCUCCAUCUUGGCAGAACAGUGGUUAGAAGGAUGAGUUCUUAAUUCAUUGUAUUCGUGUACAAUAUGUGGAUAUGCGCAACAAUAAACUCUCUAUUCCUCACAACUUGGCCUUGAUAGCAUUUGCCU